GCUCUCGAGCUCAGUCCGUGACAGGAGACGGACGGUGCGGGAGGCGAGGCGCUACUACCCGGGGAAUCACACCGCCUGUGCCAGGUACGGGAACGGCUCCGGGUCAUCCGAGUUAUAGGGCUCGGCGGAGACCAGGAUGGGCGACAGUUUCUGACGAGUGAGAAGACUUGGGCUGGUAUCAUUAAUGGCUGCGGCUAAGAAAGGUGCAAAGCCGAAAGUGGCUGGCGUCCGAUUCGCUGCAGGCUUCCCCGAGGAGGGGGCACACAACCAUGUGCACUUUGAUGAGAAGUUACAUGACUCGGUGGUUAUGGUCUCUCAGGAAGAAGAUGGACUAUUUUUAGUGAAGGUCGGGUUCCUGAAGAUCUUGCACAAAUAUGAAAUUUCCUUUACUUUGCCUUCAAUGCAGCGACUUGGAAAGAACAUCUGCGUGGUUCCCCUGCCUAACCUGAACCUCAGGACAACCAAGAUCACCGCACUGCCUGAAGGACACGGCAUCACAUGUGAGUACACGGCACAUAAGGAAGGCGUGUUAAAGGAAGAGAUGAUCCUGGCCAGUGAGGCCAAUGACAAGACUUUCAUCAAGGUGGUGGUCCAAGCACGCGUUCUGGACCGCCAUCACGGUACCCCAAUGCUGCUGGACGGAGUCCGGUGUAUCGGCGCAGAGCUGGAGUACGAUUCUGAGCAGAGUGACUGGCACGGCUUCGACUAACAGACGUUCACCAUGUGGUGCGGCCCUGCUUCAGGAGUGAACCCAAUAAAUGGCCAUGAGCAUUGUAGGGCUUGCAAGGGC
Messenger RNA from Pseudophryne corroboree (corroboree frog), 790 nucleotides. It is a transcript of the gene ADISSP, whose product is annotated as adipose secreted signaling protein. The coding region runs from base 185 to 709 and encodes 174 amino acids. Lineage: Eukaryota; Metazoa; Chordata; Amphibia; Anura; Myobatrachidae. The record is from RefSeq and is a predicted model, not a curated record. The transcript has 6 exons.